AUGGAUUGCUUCUUGGAAGGAAAAAUUAUAAUGAAUGUUGGUGGAUAUACCAAAUUUCUAAUUGGAUGUUGUUAUACUAUAAAGAAGGGCAAAAACAAGGAUUAUGGAGAGAUCUAAUAUAAAAUUAUAGAGAGUAUAUUUAAAUUUUAAAUCAUCAAAAGUUAAGCACGAGUUUACGAAAUUGGAAAAUACAAUAAUGACAAGAGGAUCGGAUAAUGGUAUUAUAUUUACUAAUUAAGUAAAAAUGUAAUUAUUAAAUAAUUAUUCAGUGAUGGUGGGUUCUACAAUAAUUAAGGAUAAAGGAAGGGAAAUAGAUUGAGUUGGAUGAAGGAUUUUAAAUUUAAAAAUAAAUCAUUUAUAAUGGUUAAUAUAAUAAAAAAGGGGUAAAGAUUGGUAAAUGGGAUAUUGGCUAUUGUUUAUAUUAUGAGUAGGAAUAUAAAUUAAUGUAAAAAUUAUAUAAUUAUAGGCGUUAAUAUCUUACGGGUGGUGGAUCAAUUGAUAAAAAUUGGGAAGUGGAUAGAGUUGUGGGAAGGUUUUUAAUCUAUGGCUUAAGUCAUUUCUAAUAGUUUAUAGAAUUUUAAGUGUAUGAAGAUUGGUUAAUGGGAUAUUAAUUAUUGUGAUCCUGAUGAUAGAAAUGGAUAUAAAUAAAUGUAAGUCAAUAUAUUAAUAUAUAAUUUUUCUAUAUCGCCUAUUACUCUAUUAGAAUUCAUUAUGAUUAAGAAUAAAAUUUAAAUACAUAAAUUUUUAAUGGAUAAUAACACAUCAGAUUAAUUUUUGGAUAGUUUAAGAAAAUAACAUUAAUUCUGCUAUCAAUUGAAUUUAUUUUUUCAACAUUUCUGCAAUCUUCGUGUAUAAAUAAGCAUUUAAUAAUCAUUAUUGAUUGAUUAUCAAUUCUCUACUAUGUGGGAAAGUAAUUCAACAUUAUUUUAUAUUUACAUAAAGGUGAGAUUAUAUUAUUUUUCAAUAUCAGGUUGA
This is a messenger RNA of Paramecium sonneborni, 975 nucleotides long. Lineage: Eukaryota; Ciliophora; Oligohymenophorea; Peniculida; Parameciidae. The record is from the annotation of a GenBank genome assembly.